Messenger RNA from Drosophila busckii, 676 nucleotides. RefSeq lists its product as uncharacterized. Gene Ontology annotation, biological process: regulation of synaptic transmission, cholinergic; sleep; positive regulation of voltage-gated potassium channel activity. The transcript has 3 exons. The record is from RefSeq and is a predicted model, not a curated record. The coding region runs from base 105 to 539 and encodes 144 amino acids. NCBI's taxonomy places the organism in Eukaryota, Metazoa, Arthropoda, Insecta, Diptera, Drosophilidae.
AUUCAUCUGAACGCUGCGCUCGUCAAGUUGCCAACAGCUCCAAGUUGCUAUUUGCGUGCAGAUCGUGUUCGUGGCUAUUUAAAUAAUAUUAAAUAAUUGUCAAAAUGUCAACGAUGCUCGCCUAUGUUGUGUUAAUCGCUGCUCUAGCGAAUGUCUUAUCAGUCGAUGCCAUACGCUGUCAUCAGUGCAAUUCGCACGAGAAUCCGGACUGUGGCAGCCUCCUGGUCAACACGCCACGUGCCCAGCGCGAUAAGCAAUAUUUGCGUGAAUGCGCCCCCAAAGGCAAUAGCGAAGUCUUUUGCCGCAAAACCGUCAUCGAGCUGAAUGUGCAGAAGGAGCAUCGCAUUGAGCGCAGCUGUGGCUGGAUCAAGGAGAAGACUCACAACGCCUGCUUCACUGCCGACAACGAGGGCUACAAGCAAACCAUUUGCACCUGCAGCGAUGAUUCCUGCAAUGGCGCCAAUCUCAUCAAUUCCAACACACUGUGGGCAACAACAUUUGCACUUUGCGUUGCUCUUUCCAAUAUGCUGAGAUCUUGAAGCAACGAAUUUCAUUUCACACACACGCACAUAUACACACACACACACACAUACUAUGCUAAGCAUAAUUUUAUGUCAACUGCUAUGCGCUUAAGUAGUGGUUGUAUGUAUUUUUAUAAUAAAAACGCAAAAUAAAA